AUGCCAGACAGGGCAGCUGGAGGCAUGCGCCGCCACGAUGGAGGUGCCGGAGGGGGAGGGGGAGGAUCAGAAGGCCGGCAGCCGAGGACAUUCGAGAUCUGGAGCUUUGCCUUCGCCUUCUUCCUGAAGUACAAAUGGGUGAACCAAAGGGCAGCCUACCCUGGUGGGGCCAUGACGCCUGAGGCAGUGUCCCAAAAGAAGUCCGAACUGGCGGUGUGGCUGCGGGAGGGCCUGUGCCGCCUGGGCCCCACCUUCAUCAAAGUCGGGCAGCAGUUCUCGACCCGCGUCGAUGUGCUCUCGCCGGAGUUCAUCCGCGAGCUUGCCAAGCUCCAAGAUGAUGUGCCGCCCUUCCCGACGGACAAGGCGAUCGAAAUCAUGGAAACCAGCUGGGGGAGGAAGGUGUCAGAUGUGUUUGACGAGUUCAACAGAAAGCCGCUUGCAGCAGCAAGCCUGGGCCAGGUGCACCUGGCCAAGUUGAAUGGCCAGACAGUGGUAGUGAAGGUGCAACGGCCAGGGCUGAGAGAGCUGUUUGAGAUCGACCUGAAGAACGUCUUGGCGCUGGCUAAGAUCAUGAAGAGGCUGGACAGCAGGGCAGAUGGGGCUGCCAGGGAUUGGGUGGCGAUCUACGAGGAGUGUGCCAGGAUAUUGUACGAGGAGAUCGAUUAUGUGCUGGAGGGCCACAACGCGGAGAAGUUUCAGGCGAAUUUUGCGGGCGUUGACUGGGUCAAGGUGCCAAAGAUCUACUGGAAGCACACCACCAACCAGGUGCUCGUCAUGGAGUAUGUCCCAGGCACCAAAAUCAACAACGCCCCCCAAAUCGACACCCUCGGCCUCGACCGCCGAAAGCUGGCACGCCUGACGGUCGAGUCCUACCUGCAACAGAUCCUGCGCCACGGCUUCUUCCAUGCCGACCCACAUCCAGGCAAUGUGGCCUGUGACACGGAGAAUGGGGGCCGGCUGAUCUACUACGAUUUUGGGAUGAUGGGGUCGAUACCUGGGGAUGUGAGACGGGGAUUGUUCGACCUGUUUUAUGGGGUGUAUCAGAAGGACGUGGACAAAUGCAUUGAGGCGAUUGUGGCGAUGGGAGUGCUGGUGCCUGGGGGGGAUAUGACAGCGGUCAGGAGGACGGGCAAGUACUUCUUGCAACAGUUUGAGGAGCGACUGGAAUCGCAGAGGAAGGCCAGGCAGGACCUGGGCGACAAGUAUGCCUCCACCUACAAAACGCCAUUGACCAAAAACGAACAGAAGCAGGUCCAGAAGAAGAUCCUGGCCAACAUCGGCGAAGAUCUGCUGAUCACCGCCGCCGAUCAGCCCUUCCGCUUCCCUGCGGAGUUCACCUUCGUGGUAAGGUCCUUCUCAGUGUUGGAUGGCAUCGGCAAGUCCUUGGACUCGAGGUUUGACAUCUCGGAGAUCGCGGCGCCGUACGCGCGGGAGUUCGUGCUCGAAGCACGGCCGCAGGUCGAGAGGCUACAGGAGGACUUGAAGAAGCGGGCGAGCCUCCAGGUGUAUGCAGGUUCUGACGAGCUUGCCUUAUGUGGAAAGAAAAUUGUUGAGCGGCUGGAGAGUGGGGACACCAAGCUGCGUGCACGAGCGUUGGAGGCCGAGCGGGCGCUCGCACGCGUCGAGAUCUGGCAGGCCAUCAUGAUUUCGGGCCUCGUGGCAUCGAUGCUCAUCAAUGCCGGGACGGCACUGUCGCUGCACGGGGCACGAGCGGUGUCGACGGUGAUCUUCCUGGGUGCCGCGGCAUUUGGGUGCUCGGCACUCGCGAACGUGCUCAAGCUGAGGAAAGAAAAGAAGAAGGAAGAGGCGAUCACAGGCAUCGGCGCCAAAGUAGUGGAAAUAUGA
Ostreobium quekettii is the source of this 1845-nucleotide messenger RNA. Lineage: Eukaryota; Viridiplantae; Chlorophyta; Ulvophyceae; Bryopsidales; Ostreobiaceae. The record is from the annotation of a GenBank genome assembly.